CCGAGGGGAUCCGAUUGGUUUUGCGUGUAAACAUCAGGUCCGGCCUGGGAUUUUGGGCAGAAUGGAAAUUAAAUUUGAUGGAAAGCGAGCGUUAGUUACAGGCGCAGGAAAAGGUAUUGGUCGAGCAACAGCUAAAGCCCUUAUCAAGUGUGGAGCGGAAACGUAUGCUCUCAGCAGAACUCAGGCCGACUUGGACAGUCUAAAAGCUGAAGUACCUACAAUUCACACUGUUUGUGUGGACAUUGCCGACUGGGACAAGCUGAGAGGUGUGGUGAAGACUCUCUGUCCCAUUGAUCUCCUUGUUAACAAUGCUGGUGUUUCUACUCUCGCUCCAUUCCUCGAAGUGUCCAAAGAGGAUUUCGACUACACAUAUGAUACCAAUAUCAAGGCACUUGUCAACAUUUCCCAGGUUGUUCUGAAGGAUGUCAUAGACAGAGGGAACAGCUGUGCUGUUGUCAAUGUGUCAAGUACAGCCUCCAGUAUUGCCCUCCUGAAUCAUACAGCAUAUUGUUCAUCCAAGGCUGCGGUUGACAUGCUCACCAAAAUCAUGACUCUAGAACUAGGAUCCAAAAAUAUCCGUGUGAACAGCGUCAAUCCCACAGUGGUUAUGACAGACAUGGGAAAACUUGCUUGGAGUGAUCCAGCAAAGAGUGGGCCAGCACUUGCUCUUACUCCACAGGGAAGAUUUGCAGAAGUGCAUGAAGUGGUGGAUGCAAUCCUGUUCCUGCUGAGUGACAAAGCGUCUAUGAUUAAUGGAACCUGCCUCCCUGUCGAUGGUGGCCGUCUUGUUCAAUGAGACCAACACCUGUCGGUGCGAGAAGACUUGAUUACCAAUAGCUCCUUGAUUACAACUUGCUCAAACAAUCACUAUUAUGUUGUUAAAUUACUCAGGUCUUAUUAAGUCCAACCUGAUUGAGGUCCCACUGAAAAUUGUAUUUUAUUAUAGAUACAGUGAAACCCCUGUAAACCGGACACCCGGUUUAAAGAGGUAUCUGGUUUAGAGAGGUUAAGUUCUUUACUGAUUUUUUAAAAAAGGACCGUGGAAAAUGUCUGGUUUUGAGGGAAUUCUGGUUUAUAGAGGGUCCGGUUUUGAGAGGUUUCACUGUAUUAUAAAUUGGAAAAUGUGAGACAGUAGAUUAUGAGAUUGCAUCUAACAAUAUGGAGUAUUUGUAAGGUGUAACCUAACACAAUAAACUGUAACAAUAUCUGGCAAACAAUUAUAUGUGUAAAAACAAAUAAUAAUUUUUAUCUCAAAUUAUUUGUUGAUUUUCAAGCUAACAUUUUCUUAUCAAUUACGGUAUUUAGCUAAGCAAAGUCAGUUUUUAAGCAUGACAUAUACAAGUUAGAUGAGAGAGACAAGUUGCGAGAUAUGGUGAUGAAUGAUGAAUUAUAAGAUUUUGAAAUGACAAAAAUCAUAUUUUUAAUAAGCAUGUUUCCUCAUAGAGUUGUAACACAUGCAAGGACGGACAACAUGCAUGUUGGUUACUCUUACAAAACCACAUUAUGGGAGACCUGUCAGUAUAGGCCUAUUCAACUUAUGUCUUUAUUAUAUGCUUUUUCCCACAGCAAGGACAGCACAUACCACAGAUGUGUAAUGUUGAAUCAUUGUAUUGUUGGGGGGUUUCAGGGUGUCAGCUGUUAAUAUCGUUAUCACAUAUGAAUGAAUUCAUUUCACAGAAACAAAAGAUGUGCCGAAAAGGGGAGAAUUAACAUGAUUAUAUGAAUGAAUCUUUAUUUUGUUUUGUUUAAUUGCCUAUUAGUAAAUUUGAAAUAUGAUGUAUAUUUUGAACUAAUUGUUAACAAUAUUUUCUGUCCAAUUUUUUGUAAUAAUCAUUUACAAAUAUAUACAUUCAAUCAUUUACUGAAGUGCUUGUGUUGUUGUUUUGUUGUAUUUUUGUUUAGAUGACAUUAGCCAUUAACCCCCCCCCCCCCCCCCCCCAAAAAAAAAACACACCCACAAAACAAAGCCAACAACAACCAAUAGCUAAAUAAUAAUGUCUCACUUCAUUUCCAAACCUUUAUUUUAAAUUUUAUCUAUAACCAUGUACAAGUAAUAAAUAAUAGCAGUGGCAAUAAAAAAUGUCCCAAGA
Gigantopelta aegis is the source of this 2090-nucleotide messenger RNA. RefSeq names its product L-xylulose reductase-like. The transcript is spliced from 7 exons. Bases 62 to 796 code for a protein of 244 amino acids. The record is from RefSeq and is a predicted model, not a curated record. Gene Ontology annotation, biological process: xylulose metabolic process; glucose metabolic process. Lineage: Eukaryota; Metazoa; Mollusca; Gastropoda; Neomphalida; Peltospiridae. Gene Ontology annotation, molecular function: carbonyl reductase (NADPH) activity; L-xylulose reductase (NADPH) activity.